UCGUUGUAAAACGUCAAGCACGAAAUCAAAAUGUCAAGAAACGAUGGCAAAAAAGAUUCGUCAGCAUCUACAUUUCGAAAAAUCGAUGUUGAUCAGUAUAGUGACAAUAAUUUUAGAGAAGAAGAUGCUGAUGGUGGAAUAGGAGGACCUACUGGUCCAGAUGAAAAUGAAAUUUUGACACUUCUUAGCCAAUAUCCUUUCCAUGACGGUAAGAAUGCUGAUGCUUUAAUCUCAGUGUUAAGAUCUGCACCACUUGGCUGUAAAAAUCAACAAGUAAAGGAUAACGCACGGAAUUUAACCCUAAAGGUUCUUUUAAGUAUAAAAUCUACUCAAAUAGAUGAUUGCUUAGCACAAUUAGAUCGGGACUUAUUGGAUGUUGUAAUGAAAUAUAUCUAUCGGGGAUUUGAAAUUCCAACAGAAGGUAGCAGUAGUCAUUUAUUAACCUGGCAUGAAAAAGUAUACAAUAUCAGCGGUGUUGGCAGUAUUGUACGAGCAUUUGCAGAUAGCAAACGUGCUUGA
Habropoda laboriosa is the source of this 519-nucleotide messenger RNA. RefSeq names its product actin-related protein 2/3 complex subunit 5 (gene Arpc5). Lineage: Eukaryota; Metazoa; Arthropoda; Insecta; Hymenoptera; Apidae. Gene Ontology annotation, molecular function: actin filament binding. The transcript has 3 exons. Gene Ontology annotation, cellular component: Arp2/3 protein complex; cytoplasm; actin cytoskeleton. Gene Ontology annotation, biological process: regulation of actin filament polymerization; Arp2/3 complex-mediated actin nucleation; cell migration. The coding region runs from base 31 to 519 and encodes 162 amino acids. The record is from RefSeq and is a predicted model, not a curated record.